AUGAUGAUGCCGCCGCCGCCGCCGCCGCCGCCCCCGCCGAGGUUCCUGGAGAUUCCGGGCAUGGUUCCUGGCAUGCCGCCGCCGAUGCCAGGAACAGCGUCGGCUAGAUACAUGAUGCCACCCGGCCUCAUGCCGCCACCACCGCCGAGCGGGAUGAUGUUUCAGCCGCCUGGGAUGCCGCACCACCACAACCCCGCCGGUAUGACAACGCCACCGCCGCCGCAGCAGCACCAGCCUGGCAUGAUGCCUGUGUGGAUGCAGUCGCCGCAGCACACGCAGCAGCUCCAGCAGGCACCAGGCAUGAUGAUGCCCAUGAACAGCAUGAUGCCGAUGCCCAUGUCCAUGGGUGCUGUCUCUUCCCCAAUGUCGCCGGGUCAGCGCAGCAGCGGCCCGCAUUCGCUCCCAUCGCAGCAGCAUCAACAGCACCCAGGCAUGAUGAUGCCCUUCUACCCACCGCCACGGGCACCACACGGGACGAUGCCGCCCUUGCCGAACAUGACACCUCCAUCGCCGGCUAUGAUGAUGCCGCGCGUGCCCGUACCCGCCACCGGUCCAGCAUCAGGUACAAUAAUUACACCGCCCGCGGCAGGCUUGAUGGCCCCUCCCCCGCACCACCUGCCCUUCCAUCCACACUCGGGCAGUGUCAUCGCCGGCGGCGCUCACAGCAUCAACAACACUCAGAAUCACAUCAACACCGGUAUGCUGACUGCGGCAAACAGGCCCCCAUCCAUGUCGAUGCCGCCCCAACCGCCGCCACCGAUGAUGAUGAUGAACCACAACGUAGGCUCUAUGAUGCCGCCGCUGCCGAUGCCGCUACCGCCGUCCGUCUCGGCUAACGCGCGCGUGAGCGUCGGCAACGCCACGUUGGCUGCGCUGAACUCGAAUAAGCCGCCGAAGUUCUCGUGUGUGCUGCUCUCCGGCAUCCCGGCUGUUGGCAAGACGACGCUCGGCCGUGAGCUCGUGAAUAGCCUCAAGACCGACGGCAUGGGCUGGGCAUUCUUCAGCGGCGCGGACUUCCUCACCGAGCAGCAGGGCAAGCGGUCCGUAUGGGAAACAACAAGGGACGUCUUUGACGCGCUCAGCAGUCGCCUGGACGAGCUGCUGGAGAGACAGCACCAGGCCCGCAACAUCAAGGGCCUCGUCAUCGAUAAGAACUGCAAGGGCAUCGAGGACAUCUACUACCUGAACGCGCUGCUGCUGUCAAAGGAUAUUCCCUUCGUCGGCAUCGUUGGCUUGGAGUGCGCUGACGACGACGUGCUUGUAAAACGCAUGGGUGGCGACGACUACCUCCGGGAGAAGCUCAAGUUCCACCGCGUCAUUCACGCCCGCAUCGUGAGCCUCGCCAAGAGCGCGGGCAUGUACCGCUACGUCGACGCCACUAAGAGCAAGGACGAGGUGAUCCAGCUGCUGCGUACGAUGGUGCUCGGCUGCUGCGCGCAGCCACCGACGCGGAGCAUUGGCAACCACCAGUACGACGACUCCCGCGCCAACAUUAUGGUGGACGACUACAGAGAGUACAGCGAGGUGCUCACGCACUUGUUCCGCUGCGUGAACAACCGCGGCUCGCAGUUUCCGACGAGCACCGACCUCGUGCCCUUCUCCGAGAAAGAAAUGAAAGACAAGGGCCGCCUCAACGCCAUCAAGAGCCGCUACGGCGUCCGCAGGAAGGUGAACGGCCACCGCUACCUCCUCCUCUACCGGGAGAAGAAGCUCUACCUUGUACCGCCGCACAUGCGCGCUGUCCUGCAGAUGCCGGCCCAGGCGUGGCGUGGACGCCACCUCGACAGUGACAACGUUGACACAUUUGUGCUCGAGGGCGACCUCACGCGGCUCACCCGCGACCGGCAGAAGGAGCUCUUCCUGGUGUACGACGCAUACUACUGGAGUGAGGCGUCACUGCCGAGCUCCAACAAAAUGAUUCGCAUGACCUUCUCGGAGAGGCAGGCCUUCCUCGCCGCACACAUGACCAACGAGACGAAGGCCUUCUUCGCGCAGGACGGCGUCGAGUGCGUGGUGGUGCACCAGCCGACGCAGGCGAUGUCGGAGGCGGUCAACAUGCUCGACUCCAACGAGUACCCGAGCGACGGUCUCGUCUUCCAGCCGGUCAACCCGAUCCACCGCAGCGACCACGUCUUUGUAUGGCAGCCGCCGUCCUGCAUGGCCGUCGACUUCCGCAUCGGGCAGCUCCUCGCUACGCACCAGCCGCCAGAAACAGACGCCGACGACAUGGCGACCAACACGACCGCCGCGAUAAGCGACAUUCGCCGCAGCACGAGCGACAUCGCCUCGCUGCAGUCGGUGUCGUUGACAACGCGCCGCGGCAACGCUGACGGCGUCGGCGACUCUGCCAUUCGCACCUUCACCCUUGAGGUUUACGACAAGACAGAGAAGAUGUAUGUGCAGUACGAGGACGCCACGGUUGACGUGCGCCACCCCGACGUGGUGGCGGGCUGCAUCGUGACGUGCAGUCUUAUGGACACCCCGCAGCGACGCUGGGCGUUCCGCUGCAUUCGGUAUGACGUGCUGCGGCCGAUCUACAAGCUGGACCUCGUGGAGCUGCUUGGCUCCUGCCUGAUCCCGCGCGCAAAGGUCGUGUCGUGGCUGAUGAAGGAGCAGAUCGUGCCAUCAGAUAUUCAGUCGGAGGGGAACGGGGGCGCCGCCGCUGGCAGUGCUGGUGGCAUCGCUAGCACCUCCAGCGUGCCGAGUGUGCCGCCGCCGUCGUACAAUGUGGCUGCGGCGGCCGCUGCAGCGAACGCCAAGGCUGCUGCUGGGCCGAUGAGCAUAAUGCAGGGCCUGGCGAUGCCGCCACCUGCACACGGCAUGCUGCCGCCGCCGAUGAACAACAUCGGUGCCCCGCCCGCCUUCCACGCCGCCGCCGCCGCUGCCGCUGCCGCUGCCAUUCCGAUCGGGCCGACGACACCGACUCGCUUCACCUACCCAUCCGCCUCUGCUAUGCUGUCGCGCGUGGCAGCCGUCUCGGCAAGGGUGGAGUCGCCGCCCGCUGUCACUACCCCGCGACCGCUGGCACAGAUGAGCACAGAGACGCAGUUGAAACAGUUGGCGAGUAUUGUCCCGUCCUUCCACGUUGUGGAUGGCAGCAAGGCGAGCGCGGCCGGCAGCAACGGCACGGUCGCUGUGCCGGGGGGUAAGAGUGCGGUGUCGCGCGCGACAAGUGGCGUGUUCAGUGGUGGCGGCCGCAACUGUGCGCAGUGCCACAAGCCCAAACAAGGCGAAGACCUUCGUAUGGAUCGCCGCGACCACCGGCACUACUGUUACUCGUGCUGGGCAGAGUCCGGGUAUGGUUUCUGCGCCCUCUGUGGCGAGUUCAAGGAAGUGCGGCGGGAGUCAAAGGGCCGCCACAAGGGGUCGGCAGUGUGCGCGCCAUGUGGCAAGACGGCGAUGACGGCGCUUGCGGACACCGCCAGCAAUAGCGCCUCUCCCGCACCAGCGGCUACUGCUGCGGUGGUGGCGCCGAAGAGAACAGCCUCCGCUUCCACAACGCCGGCUACUGGCGCGGCGGGGGGGGCGGCGGCUGCGGAGGCCAAGGCCGAUACAGCGUCGCCCGCUAAGACUAGGAAGAAGGCCGCGGCCAGGAAGAAGGCUGCUGAGGCCCCUACGAGCACGGACAGUGCAACUCCGGCAGCGGCGGAAGUGAAACCGACAGGCGGCAAGGAUAAGGUAGCAGAGGAUACCGACACCGGCAGCCAGGUAGCGGCGGAGAGCACGGCGCCGAGCCCGACGGCUGGUAAGGGUAGCGACGCGGCGCAUGCGGCAAAGAAGAAGAGACGGAACAGGAAGGGCAUAUCCGCACCGACUGGGGCGUCGAUGUUGGACUCGUCGCCGGACGGGGCAGCGGAAGCCGCGCCUAGCCAAGAGCCGGAGUCAGAGAAGCCGACGGAGAGCUUACUCACCCAGGCGGCCGCUGAGCUGGAGCCCGCCCCUGCGGCUCACUCUGCGGUGGCCGCUGAGCCGCCCACGGAAGUUUUAGUUGCCCCCACCGCAUCCGCAGCGCCGCCUUCUGUACAGAACCCGUCCAAGGCGGACGUGCAUGAAGAGAAACGUAGUGGUGGUGGCUGCCGUCCGCAGUAG
Messenger RNA from Leishmania braziliensis MHOM/BR/75/M2904, 4089 nucleotides. RefSeq lists its product as hypothetical. The record is from RefSeq and is a predicted model, not a curated record. Lineage: Eukaryota; Euglenozoa; Kinetoplastea; Trypanosomatida; Trypanosomatidae. Bases 1 to 4089 code for a protein of 1362 amino acids. The transcript has a single exon.